AUGAUCCUCAACCUUCCUCUGCUUGCUGUCCUGUCGGGCGUUGGGGUCACCUGGGCCGCCUCGUCGUCCAAUUGCCUGUCAGGUUCCAGCUUCGACACAUGCUGCUCUGAUCGAGACGCUGUGGGCAAGGGCACUGUUGAUGGUGUCGUCAUGAAUUAUGCCUGUGGAACCUAUGCUAAAGAUGAGACGUUGGGUUUUGGAACGACGCACAAGGGCGUCGCCAAUGCCAAGGAAUGCGCCGGGCUUUGUGCCAGUGACGCUUCUUGUCAGGGCGGUUUCUGGUCUAAAGUGGGCUCCAAGUGCUAUUUAUUGAAUGGCAGUGGCUACAAGACAUAUCACAACAAAGGCACAUUCUUGCUAUUCGAGAAAACCACCGAGGAUCCAGGGUCUGUCGAUGAAUGCAAGGAUCGGGUCGAGUCCGCCACCUCCCAGUGUAAUACUGAGAAGGAUAAGAUCAAACAACAGGGAGCACAAUUGUUGCAGAAGUGCCAGGAUGAUAAGGACCAAGCUAUUGCACAGGCUGGGUCCAAGUGCGAAACUGAAAAAGAUGCCAUUCGCAAGGAGAAUGCCCAACUGGCGGAGCAGGCCAGCAAGCAGUGUGAGGCUGACAAGAACCAAGCUCUCACACAGGCUGGGUCCAAGUGCGAAACUGAAAAAGAUGCCAUUCGCAAGGAGAAUGCCCAACUGGCAGAGCAGGCCAGCAAGCAAUGCGAGGCUGACAAAGAUCAGCUUCGCCAGAAAGCAGCGACUGCAGCAAGUGAAUACGAAAAGAAAAUAGCAGAUCUCCAGGCACAAUUGACCCAGUGCCAGGCAAACGUGCCCACAGCGAAACCUGUCCCGGCUAUAGAUCCGAAUUGCGAAUCGAACAGCUGGAUGAACAUGUGUUCUAGUUGCUCCCAAGACACAUUCGUUAUCGACGGAAAGGAAUUCAAGAAGAAGUGCGGUGUCCGCACUGUUGGCGCCCGUGAAGAACAAUGGCUGUACCGCGCCUCCCUCAUUGCGUGUAUGAAGGAGUGUGCAACUCGGGGUGAUUGUCUGGGAGUCGGAUGGAGACCUACGGAAGGAAUAAACGGACAUUGCCAUGCCCACAUAAGCAUAGGACGCCCUCUCAGAAACGUGCCUGUCUGGAAUGAGCAUCUUGUCUACAUGCCAGAGAGAGGGACUCCUUACUGA
Molecule: messenger RNA, 1173 nt
Organism: Aspergillus caelatus
Lineage: Eukaryota; Fungi; Ascomycota; Eurotiomycetes; Eurotiales; Aspergillaceae
Exons: 2
Coding region: 1-1173 (390 amino acids)
Source: RefSeq, a predicted model, not a curated record